Prorocentrum cordatum is the source of this 764-nucleotide messenger RNA. The record is from the annotation of a GenBank genome assembly. Lineage: Eukaryota; Dinophyceae; Prorocentrales; Prorocentraceae.
UUGGCUCAAACAGCCGCCCGUGGGCGCCCGUUCUCGGGUCCUCCGACGCCCGGGCGGCGUGGCCCGGCGGGGCGCUCGGGCGUCGCCCGGCGCCGGCGAGGCCCUCGGUCGCACUGACAACGUCGAAGUGGCCCCUCGCCAGAGUAACCUUCGCUGCCCACGUGAGCUGAUCCUCUACCCUGGCAUGCCCCUUGCUACAUGUACUGCCCUGUCGCCACCCGUACGAGAAGGCCCCUCCCGCCCGCAGGGCCGCUCCCGCCCCGCAGCCGGAGGGCCGCAGCCGGAGGGGCGCAUGGCCGCCGCCGCGGUGACCGCUAGCGGCGCCGCCGCCCUCGCGGGCCCCGCGGGCCUGCUGCGGCAGGCGCCGGCGGGCCUGGGCGCAGCGCUCCACGACGGCACGGCGGCCAUGGCCACGGGUGUUCGUGGCAAAGCUUGGUGGGCGGGCGGCCCACGGAAGAAGGGGACCAAGAAGCGGCCGAAGUUUAUCUCCAUCGGAGAAUCGCUCUACAGGGUUCCCAACUACAGGACUAGGGGAGCAUUCCGGCGCUUCUUUGGCAAAGACGUAUCUGAGAGGGAGAUGACGGAUUACGCACGUCGGCAACGAUAUGCUGUAGAGAAGUCCAAAGAUGCCAACGGUAAGAAGAAGGCGUCAACACCUUCAUACGCGGUUAUCAGUGAGCUCAGUUCUCCUUAUUCGGCGGCGCGGAGUUUUGCACGCCCUACAGACCAAUUGCCGUACCCGAUGGUCGAAUGAGUUCGCGUAA